GAAGUCUGGGACUUCGUGCGCAUUAUAUCAACCUUUUCAUUAGCAUCGUAUGCAUUUGUUGUUCCCUUUACGUGCUCUGCGAGAGACUUCAGGAGUCUGGUUUAAUAAAGUGCAAAGUACUGGAAAGCGCGAUUGCAGGGACCGCUAGAAACCUUGGAACAAUUCAUUCAUCGCAGAGACGGACUGGCUGCGGUCGCAUCUGGCUCGGCACCUGCCUGUGUCUUUUGAUCCAACAUCACAAGCACACCGAUCCAACAUACGCUCUCGCAUAUGAUUGACAUGUCCACGUUCCUUACCCAUCGCAUUGUUUGCUCAUGGUCCCUCGACGAGCCUGAUGAUCAAUGAUAGCGCCGGCGCUUUUAUUGCUGAUCGACCGCGAUCGAUGAUCUUUAGAAAGACCUCAUUUGUGAAACGCGAAGACGAAAUAAAGCUAGGGCCCCAUGUCUCUCGAGGCCGCACCGAUUGCACGCAGGGGUGGUGGAUGGAUCUCUCCAGGCCUGACCACACCUGAUCUCAAGCCGGCCGAUUACACCACUAGAUCCAGAGGCAGCUCCCCGAGCGAGAGAAUCGGGCGAGAUAUGGGACCGCCAACGUGGGCCUCAGCGAAAGCUAGCUCAGCGCGAGUGCAUGGCGGAUCGCGACUCGGGCGCAAUGCGUAUGUCCAGUGGCUGCUAGCACCUUUGUCGCGAUGGAGGCACUACAUGAUGGCUGGUGAACAGAAUGAUCGUGAGGUGGAGAAAGAGAAGCUGAAUCGUAUGCGAGGCACGGGUAACAACGCCUCUGCGGACAUUCAAUGGCAGGACAUUAUGAGGCAAUGCAAACAACACAUGACACGAAGAAGGAGACUUCAAACUGGCGUUAUAGUCCUGCUGCUGCUCAUCUGGUGGCUUGCGACUCCACCAUUGACACGAUGGUACCGGCGGACAAGUUUCCUUGGCGGUGGAAGCAAGUUUGUCAUUAUACUUGCAGCAAACCCCGGGGGCGGCGUAUCAGAAUGGAAAGGUGGGCGGGAAUAUGCAAUUGAAAAGGCCAGCAUGCGUAACAAGCAGCGCUACGCUGAUCGCUGGGGCUAUACGCUGGAGGUAGCCAAUCUUGUCGACAAGAAAGAGUACUCGCAUGAGUGGCGUGCAGGCUGGGAAAAGGUAGACAUCAUCAAGAAUGCCAUGAGAAAGCAUCGAGAUGCGGAAUGGUUUUGGUGGCUUGACUUGACCACUGUGAUCAUGGAGCCUAGCUACAGCUUGCAAUCGCAUAUUUUCAACUCGCUCACCGACCGCACUUACCGUGAUAUCAAUGUAUACAACCCUCAAAAGAUAGAGCAUCCCGUCAGCAAAACAAGCGAAUCCACCUUCUUCCUCGACGCGACGACAUUAUCCGCAGCAGGUGACAAUCGAGCUUCUAGUAUCGACAUGCUCAUUCCACAGGAUUGCAGCGGAUUCAGUCUUGGCAGCUUCUUCGUGCGACGUAGCGACUGGGGUGAGCGAAUCCUCGACGCAUGGUGGGACCCGAUCAGUUAUGAACAACGACAUACCCAAUGGACGCACAAAGAACAAGACGCCCUCCACCACAUCUACACCACACAGCCUUGGAUCCGAUCACGCGUGGCAUUCCUGCCACAGCGCAUGAUCAAUGCAUAUCCUGAGGGAGCGUGCGGCAACGACCAAGGUCUCCCUGCACGCGGCUGCCCGAAGCCACUUCGAAAGAUAAAAGUCUCAGACCCUGCACUAGCUCUUUCCGAAAAUCAAGAUCCAGAAAAACUCGAAGCGAUGAAGGAAUGCGGCGUCCGAGGCGUGCAUUAUCAAGAAAAGGAGCGGGAUUUCCUCGUGAAUAUGGCGGGUUGUCAAUGGGGUCGGGACUGCGCGGAGGAAAUGCAUGACUUUGCGGAUCUCAGCUAUAUGUUAAAUCGUGGCAGAUGGGAGAGAUUUAAGAACUGGAUCAGCGGUCAGGAUCGAAGGGAUAGGGAGGAGAUGGUCAGGGAGAAGGAACGGAGGAGGAAGGCUAAGGAGGAGUGGGAAGUAAAGGAGGCGGAGUUCAAGGCGAUAAUGGCAGAUGGGGAGGACGGUGGAUAGGGAUUGAUUGUGUGAUCAGGAUUCGCUGGCGAUCGGGCCACAUUUAUGAUGGAUGGUAUCCUGUCUCGCCGCAUGUCCAAAGGAAAGCUCGGUAUGUGAGAUCGGUCACAUAGACAAUCUCACAGAUGCAGAUCCAUCGUCUUGUACUGAGGAGGCGAGAAUGCUCCACGUGAUGGGAAAGCUCGACAAAAUCGCUCAGCAUCGCCUCCAAUCAGUUCUUGCCAACAGCGGUAUGGCGUUCGCACCGCAGCGCGGGUCGAACCACUGCUCCAAAGUGGGUAAAGAGCCGUUGUUGGAAUUAAUCUGCGACUGCGUGAUCCCAUUUGUCAAUGUCCUUCAGCUCUCAAACGUGCUUGCGACCACGACAUCCAGGGCAGAUCUGUAGCCAUAGAUUCACAUCCCUGCCGUCACGCUACACGCUGCACGGGAGAGGUUCUCGCCUCGGCUGCUGUGGACGUCCCGAAAAUAAACAUGGCAAAUUUGUGCG
Molecule: messenger RNA, 2553 nt
Organism: Dissoconium aciculare CBS 342.82
Lineage: Eukaryota; Fungi; Ascomycota; Dothideomycetes; Mycosphaerellales; Dissoconiaceae
Product: glycosyltransferase family 34 protein
Exons: 3
Coding region: 441-2066 (541 amino acids)
Biological process (GO): protein N-linked glycosylation
Cellular component (GO): Golgi membrane
Molecular function (GO): glycosyltransferase activity
Source: RefSeq, a predicted model, not a curated record